CGAAUACGCCAGAACAUACCGCAGUAACUUCAAGAAUAAGCCAAUUCGAGUCCCACAGUAUUCUCAAAACCAACCAUGCUACGAUAAUGCAAGUCCUCUGGUCUCGCGCGCAGGCCAGAGCGGCAUGUCGCUGCGGGUCUUGUCUUCACGCAGCCAUAGCUCGACGCACCACAACCGCAGCUGGCAGACGUCGAUUGAAAGUUUCCGAUCUAUUCAUAGCAUGUUAUUCUACAAUACUGGCAACUGCCGCCUUCGCAGAUGCUAAGGUCAAGGAGGACAGAAGGAAAGAGUGGGAUCGCGUGAUUGAAGAAGCCAAAGCCGGGAUCCCGCCAAACGAGCCGGAAUACGUCGAAGGAACGCAGUCACAGCCAAUAACAGACUCUCUGGGACCGACCAAAUCGUCCGACGGCAAGCCAAAUGCUCAAAACAGUCUGUCAAAGCCAACAUGGGGCCGAAAUGGUUGGACGGCCCCUCCUCGGAUCCAGGAGACAGCUCUGGAAAGCAAAUUGAGGAUUCUGAAUUCAAAACUCAAGGAGGUUUCUAUAUCACCAGAAUCUGUGGCUGAACAGGAGGCUGUUAAAAUAACAUCGCCAGAUAUCGAUAUCGACAAUCAAUGGGUCGAGGAGGACUGGGACCGAGAGCUGCAACCCAGAGAACCAAGAAGGCAGUUGCACCUGAGGAAAAUGGAAGAGAUGAUUGCAAAACUUGUUGAUCGACUAUUGCGCCAAACCAGCAUAUAUUCGGUUGAGAGCUCUGCAGCACCUGGGCCAAACGACAUCCGAGAGCAGAUGAAUGAGAUGGCUCAACGAAUAGGGAUGCUGAGAACGGGGUUUACUCGAUUGCCAACUUAUUCUUGGGACGAUAUGGAAUCGGUCCAAGAGCAACGCUCCGCGCUGCAUCGGUCAUUGACCGCACUUUGUUACCGAACCGACCCAAGCAAGCCAAGCAUAGAUCUCAUGCUCGCAAAAGUCUGCUACAAUUUGCUAAUCUCCACGGCACCGCCGAGUAUCUUUACUUACAAUACAUUGUUACGGGAGUUCAAUCGACUACGCCAACCCAAUCUGACCGAGAUUGUCAUCGACUCAUACUUUUACGAGAGUAAACUUAAACUUACUAGGACCACUGGUCGCCUCAUUCUGGACCAUUAUCGCAUCAAGAAGGAUCCUCAUGGGUUCAGUGCCGUUUCAAAGCGAAUGGGGGGCCACGACAAAAGCAUGCAUAUCAAGAGACGGCAUGUUGAUGUUCUUUGGAUGCAUAAGGUAAAAGAGUGGGCCAUGACGAACAGGGUCAUUCACCGAGAGGCUUUCUUAUAUCAAAAAAUGCCCCGGGAAGCUGCUAUUUUCGACUCGCUCAUUUGUGGCUCUUUAGAAAUGAAGAGAGUUAGAUGUGCAAUUCGUUAUGUCCGCGCCGCGUUCCGAGAUGGAUGGGAGGUCACAUCAGAGACCCUCUGCAAGGUCAUCAAGAGUUGUCUUGCUGAGUUCGACCGUCUGGCUGGGAUCUCCUUGCUUCGAGCAAUCUUGGGGUGGGCCAUGAAUUACGAUAUUCCUACAACUUUCUACUCGAAAAUGGUGCGGUCCCACGUGUAUAGACUCCUAAGUCUCUGUGGGAUUAGCCCGUCUCUGGGGUCAAAGCAAGGAUUGCCGUUGAGACUACCAGGAGAUUUGCUAGAGCAGAUGCUUCUCCGCAUGAACGUCGAGUCCGUUACAGAUUCUGUGGAACGAUUUGGCGAGCGGAUCUUGUUUUUAGAACACCUGUGUUGCACCAAUAGAUCUGAGACUUCAACAGGGCUUGAUUCGGCCAGCCAAGCUCUCGAAUUUCUGAAAAGGGCGGACAAUUGGGAUAGGAUACGUGCAAGGAGGCAGCACCAAGGCGCCCUUGAGGGACGUUGGACUAGAAUCCGGGCUCUGGAAUCUAUGUUGGGCAUGCAUUGGAAUAAAAUCAACGCGAGACAAGUCGAAUUGCUGCCCCUUGCUUUUGCAAGACUUACCACCGAACAGAAGAAUCAAUACCUUGAGUGGAUCAGACUGGUGGAGCAGAGAGGCGAGGCCGUAGAGACAUCGGAAAGGAUAGAGUUUCUCUCGCAUUUGGUGCGGAUGCAAAAUCAGGGCCGAAUCCCCAGAGUCAAAGCUGCUCCACCGUCUGUUCUGAGAUCAGGAUGGAAGAAACGUCUGCUAACAAAGGAUGCUAUUGAGCCACAACAACCCUCACCCUUGGUUUCCAUCUUUCCUGUCAGCACGCCCGUACACCCAGCCGCCACGGCGUGAUGAAUGAGGCUGCCAUUAUUUGUAAGGACGAUCUUGUGUAUAGAGCCUAAAGCAGGAAUUCUCAGGCGUUGGAAAUGCCAUGUAUUUAGAGGUUUGUGAUGCAUCACGGCGUUGGGGUAUUUGGAGUUCGGAGAUGGCAUUCGCAUGGAAGGGCGCUGCAUAGGCAAUCCCACUUGGGGAGAGGAUUGUACUGAGAGAAGUUGAUUUACUUGUAUGGCAUAAUAGAAACCCAUCCUAUUACAGAUAAUCGACGUGUGGUUUUGGUACUCUCCAUUCUGUCCAGGUUCAAGUUGGC
Molecule: messenger RNA, 2559 nt
Organism: Hyaloscypha bicolor E
Lineage: Eukaryota; Fungi; Ascomycota; Leotiomycetes; Helotiales; Hyaloscyphaceae
Exons: 1
Coding region: 87-2264 (725 amino acids)
Source: RefSeq, a predicted model, not a curated record